Molecule: messenger RNA, 1372 nt
Organism: Vavraia culicis subsp. floridensis
Lineage: Eukaryota; Fungi; Microsporidia; Pleistophoridae
Exons: 1
Coding region: 28-1281 (417 amino acids)
Source: RefSeq, a predicted model, not a curated record
UUUCUGACCCAUUUCACCAGAAAACCGAUGGAGCAAACCGCUAUUUAUUUGAAAGAUCUUGAUAUGUCCAUUCUGGCUGCCAACAAACCAACACUUUCACGGGUAUGCUUGCAGAUAAAGCCAUACAUAACCGAGUUAUCCGUCUCAAAAAUAACAACCGACAAAAUUCAAGAAAUUGUGGAAAUAUGUGAUGACAAGCAGCUCGUGGAACUUUCCAAAAGGAUGAAAAUCGAAAACAUGAUUUACCAUAAUCUGGGAAGCAAAGUUUUGGAGGUCUUUGUCGGAAAAGGUGUGUUUGCAUUCCUUACGGAUUACAUGGAUGCAAAUCUGCAAAAGUGUUUUAAUGAUGGCCAUGCCACCUUUGUCGUGAGAAAAAUGAUCGAGAUGGGAUAUAAAACCGUUAUCACGCCGGAGAACAUUGAGUUUGAGAAAGAGUGCGUUUUGAACACGGUACUCGUGUAUUUGCGGUCCGGUGGUGCGCAUAGUGAGUGUGAAAGCGGAGUAGAGAAUCAGAAGGUGGGAAGGAGAAGCCAUAGUGAUACCGGCCACUCGUAUUCGUUAGCCAGAGACAUUCAAAAUGCCAAGAAGUCAAUAAUAAAGCACGUGCUUAAGACUCUUUUUACGUACGAAACACUAACAGAAAUGAAAUAUUCUUUCUUUUUGGAGCACUUUGUGAAAAUCAUGGGAGAAAAUGAAACUAAAAUCAUAUUUAAAAGAAUCAAAAACGAUCUGCAAUCGUUGGCAGCGAACAAAUACAGCAAUUACAUGGUACAAUCAUUCAUAGAGAAAUAUGAUAACACCGUAGAGCUGGUGCACAGCCUGGAUUUGACUACUCUGCAUGAAAAUGUCAUACAGAAGAUUUUAUUGAAAUUGCAGUCGCAAAGGAACGACAAAAUGGCUGAGCAGGUUAUCAAAAAAUACUACAGAGACCUAAAAAGCUUCCUGUUUAUCAAUGGUUGCGUGAAUUUAAGAUGCUUGCCAGUGACAAAAAGGCUAUUUAUCAUUAAGGAGCACAACAUGAAUAUUAAUGAUGUUUUUUCAGAGAAUUUUGGCAAAGAAUCGUUUAAAGGAGACAUCGAAAUUGUGAGGUAUUAUCUAAUGGGCAAUGAAGAGACAAAGAAGAAGAAUUUGUUCGUCAAAAAGAUGAUGAACGAGUGUUGGGGAAAGAAGGGCGAGGAAGUGCUCGUAUGGAUGAGCAGAUGUUGCGACUAUGAAACAAGAAAGAAAAUAUUGAAACAGCUUAGACAACGCAAAAAGAGAACCAUGAGUAAAAUAGAAUGAACACAUCCCAGACCUGAGAAAUGUAUGUUGGUAUUAAAAGCAGUGGUUUUUUAUUCAACUACCUAUUCUGAAACAUUUUGGUAAAAAAGUU